Rotaria sp. Silwood2 is the source of this 1302-nucleotide messenger RNA. The record is from the annotation of a GenBank genome assembly. NCBI's taxonomy places the organism in Eukaryota, Metazoa, Rotifera, Eurotatoria, Philodinida, Philodinidae.
AUGCUCAAUCAUAUACCUGAUACACAGAAUACAAAUGAUAAAAUUGGAGGUUUUCUACCACCAAAUAAAGUAGUUAGUAUUGAUGAUGACAAUGAAUUUGAAAUUAAUGAUAAAUUAUUUCCGCCUGAAUCAUUUGAAUUGGAUCAACAACGCAAAUCAUCUCUAUCUUCUUUCCAAAGUAAAUCGAGCACAAGUGCUAUAGUUCCACCAAGAAAUGCUACUGUUGAUAUGGAAAGAGAAAUGUUACCAAUGAUGUAUCAUCUGUGUGUACUUCAUCCUGGUUAUCAUUUUGAUGAGAAGAAAAAUAUGAGACGAGAUAUGCAACAACGACGGAAUAUUGAUGCUUAUAUUUAUCAUGCUGUACCAAUAACUUGUCUUGAUGAACAAACAUCGAUAACAUAUUCAGAUUUUGUUCAACGACCAAUAUUUCAAGGUAUCAAUUCGGAUGCUAUUCGAUCACGAAGUCCAGGGCUUCGUUUAUUAGCUGAAUGUCUUGCUGAAUUAUUAGGUACAGCUAUCCUUGUUUUAUUUGGAUGUUCAGGCAUUGCUCAAUAUACUCUUUCACAUGGUGUUCUUUCAAGUUUUUUAUCGGUUAAUUUUGCUUUCGGUUUUGGAGCAAUGAUUGCUGUUUAUGUUGCUGGUCCUAUAUCAGGUGCUCAUAUUAAUCCAGCUGUAUCAAUUGCGAUGUUAAGUUUACGAGCAAUUACACCAUUACAAUGUCUUACCUAUAUUCUAUCUCAGUUUAUUGGUGCAUUUAUUGCAGCUGCUUUAGUAUUUGGAACCUAUUAUGAUGCAAUAAAUCAAUUUGAUCAUGGUGUACGAAAGGUAACAGGUCUAGAAUCAACUGCUGGAAUAUUUGGUACAUUACCUGCACAAGGUGUUAGUCAAAUAUCACUUUUCUUUGAUCAAGUUCUUUCAACAGCUCUUUUCCUUGCUGCUAUUUGUGCAUUAUCAAAUAAACGAAAUAAACUUGUGUCAAAUGCUCAAGUUCCACUUGCUGUUGGUUUUAUUAUUGUUGCAAUUGGUGUUGCUUUUGGAUACAAUUGUGGUUUUCCAAUUAAUCCAGCACGUGAUUUUGGUCCACGUUUAUUUACUCUUUGUGCUGGUUAUGGAUCAGAAGUAUUUAGUGUUGGUAAUUAUUAUUUUUGGAUACCAUUGAUAGGUCCCAUAUUUGGUGGAUUAAUUGGCGCAUGGACUUAUUAUGGUUACAGUAAAUUAAUGAAAAUACAUAUUGGUGAAGAUGAUAAAGAAAUAGCUCGUGCACGUUAUCAACUUGAUUUACAAAACACAACACGCUUGUAA